This is a messenger RNA of Thlaspi arvense, 1605 nucleotides long. The record is from the annotation of a GenBank genome assembly. Lineage: Eukaryota; Viridiplantae; Streptophyta; Magnoliopsida; Brassicales; Brassicaceae.
AUGCAUUACUUUUUAAAAAAAUUGUACUUAUCCAAACCCAAAUUAACUAGUACAAUAAGCAAUGGAAGCCUUUUUGGCUGCAGUCGCCACAUUUCUCUGUGCACGGGGCUUGUGUUGGUGGGAACAAAUUGCCUCUCCGGUAAGACAACAGCAAUGUUCGUUCCCGACAAGCCUCGUCCUGAAGAUUUCUACAAAGACGACAAUACCAAUUCCUCCACCACCGCACGCGACAUGAUUAUCGAUGUCACUGCCGACGGAGCAGUAGAUCUACAGCCUCACAAUCACCACCACAGCCACCAUCCUCAUCAUCAACUCCAGCCGCAACAGAUUCUCCUCGGAGAAAGCAGCAGCGAGGAUCACGAAGUUAAAGCUCCGAAGAAACGAGCGGAGACGUGGGUCCAAGACGAGACUCGUAGCCUAAUCAUGUUCCGUCGAGGCAUGGACGGUCUCUUCAACACCUCCAAGUCCAACAAGCAUCUCUGGGAACAGAUUUCGGCGAAGAUGAGGGAGAAAGGGUUCGAUCGAUCUCCGACUAUGUGUACCGAUAAGUGGAGGAAUCUUUUGAAGGAGUUUAAGAAGGCGAAGCAUCACGAUAGAGGGAAUGGAUCGGCGAAGAUGUCGUAUUACAAGGAGAUUGAAGACAUUCUUAGGGAGAGGAGCAAGAAAGUGACGACGACGCAGUAUAGCAAGAGCCCUAAUACACCCACUGCCAAAGUUGAUUCCUUUAUGCAAUUUGCUGAUAAAGGUUUUGAUGAUACGAGCAUUUCGUUUGGAUCCGUUGAAGCUAAUGGUAGGCCAGCGUUAAACCUUGAAAGGCGACUCGAUCACGAUGGUCAUCCUCUUGCAAUCACUACAGUUGAUGCUGUUGCAGCAAAUGGAGUUCCUCCUUGGAAUUGGAGAGAGACUCCUGGAAACGAAGCAGGUGGUGAUACUCAUGGUCAGCCUUUUGGCGGGAGGAUCAUCACCGUGAAAUUUGGCGACUAUACAAGAAGAAUCGGCGUUGAUGGUAGCGCCGAAGCAAUCAAGGAGACAAUCAGAUCGGCCUUUGGGCUAAGAACACGACGGGCUUUUUGGUUAGAAGAUGAAGAUCAGGUUGUUCGUUGUCUUGAUCGAGACAUGCCUUUAGGGAACUAUCUACUCCAUGUUGAUAAUGGACUGGCCAUUAGGGUUUGCCAUUAUGAUGAAUCCAACCAAUUACCAGUUCACACAGAGGAGAAAGUCUUCUACACGGAAGAGGAUUAUCGAGAGUUUCUAGCUCGAAGGGGAUGGACAUGUCUGCAAGUCGAUGGUUUUAGGAACAUAGACAACAUGGAUGAUCUUCAACCAGGUGCUGUGUACCGAGGAGUGAGAUGAGAGAAUGUGAAACGCUAAACACAAAACAGUUUCACUGUAAAUAUUUUUCUCAUUCCCUUUGUACAUUUCCUCCUCCCUUUUUUCUCCCUGGGAAGAACAAAGAAUGUAGUACUUGCUCAAUUAUGAGAUAUCAUUGCAUGUAUGAUAUCAUAUCAACUUACACAUGAAUAAGACCUCAAAUAGUUGUUUUGGUAUGUUACCAUUUGGAAAGAACAGAACAGAAAAGAAGGAGAGGCAUACGUUACUAAAGAC